AUGCAGCCAAUAACAAUCCUGGAGGCUGCCCGUGGUUCUCGUUCUGCUUUAUCACGACGUCCUCGCGGACCUCGCCUGAUCGGCUCGAAUCAUUUUUAUUUAACAGGCUCGAGCUCACCUACUGUGUCACGAAGACCAGCGCAAAUAUCCUCCGAAUCUUUCUCGACACGUCCAUCUUUCACCCGGGGGCCUGUCUACGAACUCCCAGUCGAGGUUCUUCGACUGAUCUUUCGCCAUAUUCCUGCUCUGUCGGUUGAUUCUACUGGAACAGUUGCCCCAUGUUUUGCGUCUUACUCCCAGGUCUGCAGCUACUGGCAUAACGUCGCCAUCCGUACGCCCGAGCUCUGGUCUCAUAUUCCUAGAGGGCUCAAUGCGCCCUGGAUCACGACGUACCUUAACCGAUCUGGAACCCUCCCCUUGACCCUCCACACUACUGCCUCCGUCUUCCUCGAUAUUGACCUGUUUUACCUUCUGUCCGACAACCUGCCUAGAGUCUGUGACUUUUCGCUCGAUAUGUGUGGUGAUUAUGAUGAACUUUGGGACGGUUUCGUGGAAACGUGGUUUCAAUGGCCGGCCCCCGAGUUGACUCGCAUCGAACUCCUGGAUUCAAAAUAUUCCUCAGAUUAUCGCUGGUUAAACAAAGGUCUUUUCACCUACAUGCCUAAGCUCCAUACGCUCGUGCUGCGCCGAGGAUUCGAUAUCCAACACGACUAUAGUCUACUAAGCACCAUACAGCACCUUCACCUCGACGCCAUCAUGUUCCAUCAACACAUCCUCCUCAUCCUUAAACACGCCCCUGUCCUCGAAACCCUCUCGUUCGACAUGUCAUUCGCUGGUGACAUUUUGGAGGUCGUACAAGAGGUUAUGGAAAAGUUAGAGGGCAAAUUACCCGUCGUACUUCCGAAUCUCACUUUCUUUGAGAUCCCAUCCGCCCUGGUCACCGACUUUGCUCUGAUUUUUAAUUGCAUUGAGUUCCCUUCCCCUCCGCGAUGGUUCGUACGCUUCUGCGUGGACGUCGUAGAGGUCAUCGACCCCUUCUUGGUGAUCGCGCUCUAUAUUCUAGGUGGCUAUGUCCAUGGCCGGCGAGAUAUUGGCGAUAUCAUCUCGGACCUCUGCAUUCACUUCGAUCACCAUAAAUACGAGGUGAGGGGAUGGUCCUCGGGCGCUCUCCUUCAAGACUGGCACCGCGCUCACGAACCCCCCGCACGCAACCCGAAGCUGUCGACAUUCGAUUUCAGCCUAGAAUAUACGGAGAAACAUGACCUGAAUGGAGAGGUUGUGAAUGAGCCAGAUCUGGACGACGUCAUCCUUUUCGCCGGACGCCUGCCCUUGGACGACGUCAAGAAGCUCUGGAUAUCUGCACCUGAAGACGCGCGUAACCUUGCGUUAUAUAUCGAGCGUCGGUGGUUAAAGCUCUUGGUCAUGUUUUCGAGCUUGAGGGCUUUGACACUGUCUUGGGGCGCGGCUGUUGGAGUUCUUUCAGCUUACAUCGGUUCCCGCGAAUCAAAGGACAAGAUGCUGCCUGUCGAAGUCUACGGCGCUAAAUAUGCCGAGGCAACCUUUCCCAACGUGUCAGAACUCAUCCUCGUACGGCAAACCGCCCAAGAAACUAGCUAUCCCUCACAGCUAGACAGAAUCCUCUAUCGUUUCCUGCAACUGAGGCACAACAGCGGGACACCCCUCCAGGUCUUACGCCAUGACCUGUGUUCUGGAGUUUGUGGAAGUGGUGGUGAUGAAAAUUGUAAUUCUUUGGCGGAAAGGUUUAGAGAUUUAGUUGAGGGUGAGAUUCAUUGUACGAAGUGCGGGAGGACGUUUCGUAAAGACUCUUUACCGGACAUGUGA
Stereum hirsutum FP-91666 SS1 is the source of this 1842-nucleotide messenger RNA. RefSeq lists its product as uncharacterized. The transcript has 3 exons. The record is from RefSeq and is a predicted model, not a curated record. Gene Ontology annotation, molecular function: protein binding. Bases 1 to 1842 code for a protein of 613 amino acids. NCBI's taxonomy places the organism in Eukaryota, Fungi, Basidiomycota, Agaricomycetes, Russulales, Stereaceae.